CACUCACACCAGUCACCACAAAACACAGCGAGGGACUUGCGUGCAAGCCACGUGCGUCGCUUCCGUCGGACCAUCACAUAGCUUUACAAUUACCACUUUCGAGAUAGAAAAUGAGCUCGUCCCUCGAAACCCAUAAUCUAGCAGCUGAAACUCUGAAGGAGUCCAGAAGAAUUGGGCAUGUCAAAGGGAAGAAGAACAUCCAGAAGAAUUGGAUCAGCUGUGAAAGUUGAAUUUGGUGAGAUCACUGAUAUGCUAGAUGUACCGAAUGCCGUGUCAGAUCGUCAAUCACUUCCUCUUAAAUAUAUACAACCACUAAUUCAUGUAACAACAACACCAAGCAGGGUCUCAGCUCAUCUCAUUGAUGGACAUUCAACAUUGAGUAUGCUGAAUCAAGAUGAUGAACUUUUGACGGACGCUAUCUACCACAAUACGGAGUCAUCCCCAUUUAAGGAACCAGACACUCUUAGGAAGGCAAUUAGUUCAUGUUCACAAGGAGAUGACUACAUUGAGAAGAUAAAGGAUUUGCAGGUCUAUCUUGACUUGGUGGAGAAGAUUGUGAAACCAGGUUGUUCACAAGAAAUGCUGGAGGUGGCCUUGAGUUCCAUGUCUUUACUUGUCAGAAAGCUCUCUGUCAUGUCCUCCAAACCAAAACCUCAUUCCUCACUUUAAAUUAUUUUAUCAAUUGGUUGUACUAUUACAGAGAGGAAUGCACCUGUAAUGAUUUAUUCAAGUAUGAAAUUUAUGAUUUUCAUUCUUUUUCUUUUCUUCCCUAAAAAGGGGAAAAUAAGGUUGUGGUAAUGGAUAGACCAGUCAGUCGUUAUAUAUAGUCACGUUGAAAUACCAUAAGAAUAUUAAUUUGA
This is a messenger RNA of Cornus florida, 860 nucleotides long. Its product is annotated as pyrophosphate--fructose 6-phosphate 1-phosphotransferase subunit alpha-like. NCBI's taxonomy places the organism in Eukaryota, Viridiplantae, Streptophyta, Magnoliopsida, Cornales, Cornaceae. The transcript has 5 exons. The record is from RefSeq and is a predicted model, not a curated record. Bases 178 to 669 code for a protein of 163 amino acids.